This is a messenger RNA of Coffea eugenioides, 1605 nucleotides long. Its product is annotated as primase homolog protein. The record is from RefSeq and is a predicted model, not a curated record. NCBI's taxonomy places the organism in Eukaryota, Viridiplantae, Streptophyta, Magnoliopsida, Gentianales, Rubiaceae. Bases 118 to 1287 code for a protein of 389 amino acids. Gene Ontology annotation, molecular function: 5'-3' DNA helicase activity; single-stranded DNA binding. The transcript is spliced from 13 exons.
UAACAGCAAUCCCGAAGAGAACAGCAAGAUAGAAGAAGGAUAAGGCUGCUGUUAUCUCUCUCAGCAAAUCUGAAAACUCAAUGGAAAGGAUACACAGGUGAAAACUCUUCAAAUCAAAUGCCUCUUCCCUCAAGAACAAUACUACAUCAAGAUAGCAUCACUGCCAUUAUUCCAAGUGUUUAUUCGCUUAAUCCCUUUACUUCCCACCAAUUUAAAGUCCAACCUCUCAUCUAUUUGGCCUCCCCUGUCAAACCCAUUUCAAUAAUUUCAUUAUACAAUAAUGGGUUUCGUUCUAUUUCUCAAAGAAAGACUGGAGCUGAAUUUAAGGACAAGAAUCAUGAACAGGAGGAAUCCAGUGAUUAUUCUGAAUUGAAGCAGAAACUUGAUGAAGUUGGUCUCAAUUACUACAAUUCUUGUUCACCUGGCCAGUAUCAUCUCUUGUUUUGCCCCAAGUGUAAAGGUGGACGAUCAUCGGUGAGGAGUCUAUCCUUUCAUAUCACCCCAGAUAGAACUUCGGCAAUCUGGAGGUGUUUUACGGAUGAAUGUGGAUGGGCAGGCCAGGUUAUUCCAGGUAGUUGGACGAACAUUAGUGGCGAUAACCAAUUUGGAAAAAGGCAGAAGCUACAACCAUUAGGAGAUGAGCUGAUUGCAUAUUUUGCUGGGAGAAUGAUAUCAAAACAAACACUAGAGAAAAAUUGUGUUAUGCAAGUGGCAGGUCAGAAGGAUAUUAUUGCUUUUACUUACAGGAGAAAUGGAAUCAUUGUUGGUUGCAAGUAUCGAACUAUGGACAAAAGCUUUUGGCAGGAGAAGGGUACAGAAAAGACAUUAUAUGGACUUGAUGACAUAAAAGAAGCAGAUGAGGUUAUCAUUGUCGAAGGUGAGAUAGACAAGCUCUCACUGGAAGAAGCUGGCAUUUCUAACUGCGUGAGUGUUCCUGCUGGUGCGCCACAGACAGUUUCUAUCAAAGAAUUACCGACUCUGGAAAAGGACACUGGAUUUCAGUAUAUAUGGAACUGCAAAAAGUACUUGAACAAGGCAUCGCGCAUAAUAAUUGCUACUGAUGCUGAUGUGUCUGGUGAUGCUUUAGCUGAAGAACUAGCACGGCGACUAGGAAGAGAAAGGUCAAAAUGCUGGAGAGUACACUGGCCAAAGAAAGAUGAAAUCAACUGCUUCAAAGAUGCAAAUGAGGUUCUCAUGAAUCUAGGGCCAAAUGCUCUGAGAGAAACAAUCUACAGCAUGCAAUUGCAUCACAUGUACCUUUUCAAUGAAACCAUCCAAGGUGUAUAGAAGAAUGCUUAUGUUGCAGAUGGUAAUCAAUGAUGGAUGUUAGUAGUAUUCUAGAAAAUUUACACUACAUCAUCAUUUUCAAAGAUGCAGGAUGUAGACAAUUUCUCUUGCAUCAGGUUUCAUCUUCCAGAUGCAAGAACUUCCAUUACAGGGUUGAACUCCAAUUGUUUAAGAAAUAUAUAGAAUGGCUCUAACAAAAACAGAUGGGGAUAAAAUGUUGCAUGUGAAGAGUGUUUUCAUGGGUGUGCAUCGGUUUGCAUGUACCCAUUCUGUUGUUCAUCCGUAUUGCAAAUGCAGAGUAAAUUUAGUGCUCUUUAA